Messenger RNA from Eleginops maclovinus (Patagonian blennie), 2509 nucleotides. It is a transcript of the gene ppic, whose product is annotated as peptidylprolyl isomerase C. Gene Ontology annotation, biological process: protein peptidyl-prolyl isomerization; protein folding. The transcript is spliced from 6 exons. Bases 129 to 755 code for a protein of 208 amino acids. NCBI's taxonomy places the organism in Eukaryota, Metazoa, Chordata, Actinopteri, Perciformes, Eleginopidae. Gene Ontology annotation, molecular function: peptidyl-prolyl cis-trans isomerase activity. The record is from RefSeq and is a predicted model, not a curated record.
CUCUGAUGAUGUAGCGGAAUUUGGAGCGCUGUUUCCCCGCCAGCCUUCCAUCUGUGACUCGCUGAGAUUUCCUCAUCUUCCUCUACCCCCUACUCCCAGCAGCAGGGCCCGUGUCUCCGCGGGUCAAGAUGGAGUUCCGGACGAUGAUACCCACUCUGCUCUUCCUCUCUGCCGCCUGUCUGCACUCGUUGUGUGGCGCGGCUACACGGACAGGACCGAAAGUCACCGAGAAGGUGUUUUUUGAUAUUACAGUCGGAGGUCAUGAGGUUGGGCGCAUCGUCAUCGGCCUUUUUGGCGAGGUCGUCCCACUGACUGUCAAUAACUUUGUCGCCCUAGCAACCGGAGAGAAAGGCUAUGGCUACAAAGAGACAAAGUUCCACAGAGUCAUCAAGGACUUCAUGAUCCAGGGAGGAGACUUCACAGCUGGAGAUGGAACUGGAGGUCACAGUAUCUACGGAACAACUUUUGCCAAUGAAAACUUCAAACUAAAGCAUUUGGGAACAGGCUGGGUGAGUAUGGCGAAUGCCGGUCCGGACACCAACGGAUCACAGUUCUUCAUCCUGGCUACUAAAGCACCGUGGCUGGAUGGGAAACAUGUGGUUUUCGGCAAAGUCCUGGACGGGAUGUCUGUGGUUCACACCAUCGAGCUCCAGGACACCAACGACAGGAACUUGCCGUACACUGAGUGUGUGAUCGUCAACAGCGGCAGGAUCCCCGUCAAAGAACCCUUUGUGGUGGAGGUGGAGGGCUGGUAGACAACACUGUUCGACAGUUAACUACAAAUACAGAAUGCGAUUAUUAUGAACUGGUGAUCAAUCACAUAUGCAGAUUGGCAAAUUAACAUUUUGACAUCAUUGCUUUCGCAUUCUAAGGUUCUAACAACAACAAGCUAUGCAUCACAGAUUAUGUUUUAAACCCAGAAACAUUUCUUCAACUAACCUGAGCAAAACUAAUGAACUCACUGAGCAUUGAAUUUGAAUUUCAGUAGGUAACAAAAAAACAAGCUAACCUACCUAUCAAUGAUUUUACACUGAAUGUUUUUUAUGUUAACAUGCAACAAGCUAACUGUAAUCCAGGCUAAAUGUUACAUGCUAAAUUUAAGCAAGUUCAAAUCUAGCUGUAUUAAGCUAACAACAGGCUUGCUAAUGCUAGCUUGUCCAGUUAACUUGGUUACGAUGAUCUCAACUUGAGACUGAUUUCUACAGAGAUAAUAUAAGUAACAGAUUUAUUCAUUUAGUUAUAACAUAUCACACUAUGAUGUCAAAAAAUUGUCUGUGAAGGGAGGUAAGAUUUAUAUCAACUUUCUAAAAAUCAACACUACACAGUUGGCUGAACACCUUAUAUCUUCAAAAUGGCCAAUUUAGGAGGAGUGUGUCAAAGAUGUCACGUUUUAAACUAGUUUUUUUUAUUUUUUAAAAAGCCUUGAGGCAUGAUUUGAGGGGAAAUAAACUUUAAUGGAAUUAGAAAAUCAAAUCAAUAAAAGAAACAAUCCACAUAUGAGCCAAUUUAGCUCCGGAAUUUAUUUAAUUUGCCAGUAAAUGUAUUUUUUUUAGCUAUUCACUUUUAUUUAUUGGUGAAAUCCUAUGUGUAAUAGGACCCCUGAUAUAUAACCAUUCUAAUUCUACUUGAUGAUAUGAGGUUUUCAGUCAGUAAUGACACACUGUAUGCAGAGAGGAGUAGUCCGUGUUCAUCCGGUUCACUGUGGUUAAUGUUUUAUACGUUAGCAUACUUGUAUAUUCAGUAGAUGGUGCCCGGUAGCAUCAUCGCUGCAACUCUGUAUCAAACUUAAUAAGGAAUAGUGACCUCAAACAUGACACACAUCAUGGAAACUUGCACUUAAAGAAUAUGUAGCUCCUCUUUAAUCUCUUAUUGCCAAAAUAUUUCUACAUUUGCCAAAUUUGUUUGCACUUUCUAUGCAUCUUAUCAAAGUAUAUCAAAUUUGACAUAUGCAAAAAACUAACUUUUUAGCAAAAACUCAAUCAUGCACUAUUUUUUAUCUUUCCAUUAUUGAACAUAAAGAGGUUCUUUGUAUGUUUUUAUUUUAUUGAGAUUCUCCUGAUGCAUUAUCCACCAUAUCAUGUUUUGCAAAAACAACAGCACAAAUUGGACUGGAAAGAAAAUGUUUUAAAAAAUGUGAUUAAUAUAUUCUAACUGUCCUCUCAAUGUUGAUUUUAAAUGUUGUUCUUUGUGUGUUGUUGUAGCAUUGUAAUCUAGCAAAGUCCUGACGGUUACUUCUCCUAUCAAUGAAGUAAAUGUAGCAUUUUAGAUCUCUUCAACAAACAUAUCAGGAGUUCUGUUUUCAUUAUUGAUCAACCACAGAAGCAGAGUGCCAACAGGUGUGUUUUUUCUACAAUAAACAAUAUGCUGUUGUAAAAAAAGUGAUGUGUAUUUGAUGUUAUUUUGGUAUCUGUGUUCUGUCUCUGUCCAAUUUGUGUUGUUUGGCUGUGUCAUGGUUUACACAGCAUCCAGAUAAUCUUUGUGAACUCGUGAAUGGCUUUUUUUAUUCAUG